AUGUUGUGUAACAAUGGUAAUGCUAAUGUUGCUGCUGCUGCUGACAAGAGAUUCAAGACCUUGCCUACAGCUGAAACACUCCCUAGAGAUGAAGUUCUUGGUGGAUACAUCUUUGUCUGUAACAAUGACACCAUGCAGGAGGAUUUAAAGAGCCAGCUAUUUGGUAAAAAAAAUUAUAUGAUAUCAUUGGAUCCAAGAUAUAGAGACUCUAUUAGGGAAAUUACACCUGGGUUACCUCUGUUUCUCUACAACUAUACCAUUCACCAACUACAUGGAAUUUUUGAGGCAAUGACUUUUGGUGGUAUCAACAUUGAUUCGAGUGCUUGGGAGGACAAGAAGUGUAAAGGGGAAUCACGGUUUCCAGCGCAGGUCAGAAUCCGAAUAAGGUUUUCAUUUUGUGACAUGACAUCCGAUGGAAUUCAGUUUCGUUAUCAUUUACAACAAAAUGCUGGAUUGGAAUUGAAUUCCAAUUCCAGUCAAAUCUUGAGGAAUCAAAAUCCAAAGUUCCAAAAACCCCCAAAAGUACAUUUUCAACAGAAAGAUACAAAUAUUUUUGUAGAUGAAAAGAGAAACUUACGGAUUCUCUAUAAAACUAUUUCCAGCAGGAUCAUCAAGAAUGAGGGUAAAAGAUAA
Messenger RNA from Lactuca sativa (garden lettuce), 633 nucleotides. Lineage: Eukaryota; Viridiplantae; Streptophyta; Magnoliopsida; Asterales; Asteraceae. The record is from RefSeq and is a predicted model, not a curated record.